Molecule: messenger RNA, 3951 nt
Organism: Chelonoidis abingdonii (Abingdon island giant tortoise)
Lineage: Eukaryota; Metazoa; Chordata; Testudines; Testudinidae
Source: RefSeq, a predicted model, not a curated record
AUGGAGGCGGCACACGCAGAAGUGGCACCUACCGGCCAGUGCUGGUGGCAGCACAGCCGGAGGAGCCAUGGGGGGGGCGGCAGGUGCAACCGGAGGAGCGAGGGGGCUGGCUUCUCGGUCAUUGUGCCCCACGCUCAGCACGGCCCCAACAUCGUUGCAGCCACCUUCUGCAGCAGCGGCUCACAGGGCUCGGCAGCCAAAUGCUCCCCUCCCCUUGCUAAUGCGGAGGGCGGGAAGAGGAGGCCUCCAGAGAAUUUGUCUUUGCUGCCUGGAGAUGAUCCUAGAGCCAUGGGAGAAACACAGAAAGAAGACAAGCUGCACAGGCCACACUCCAAUAGGAGUGAGGGUCUGGGAAAAGAAACCAUCUGCAACCAGGCUCCUCCUGUAGACACUGAGAGCAGCAUGCAGCCUGCCAGAGAGGAUGUGGGCCAGGGAGAAGAUGGCACAGGCUGCUAUUGGAUUCUUUCUGUAGCCCCUGAGCAACAGCCCAAAGCCCUGCCUGUGCGGCCGAAGAUCCUGCAGAAGACGGAUGACACCCGUGUCCUGCGCUUGCUGCUGCAUCAGAGGGACCUGGAAAUCCAGGGGCUGAGAUGCGCAGCUCAGAAGGAGCCAGCAGCCCGGCUCUCCUUCAUUUUGCAGGAGCUAGUGAGCAUGAGGCAGAGAGUGAGUGCAACCCCCACAAGGAACCCGUAUGGAUACAUUAUAGGACACAGCUAUAUGGGCCACCUCCUCAGCCGGCCUCUGAACAUGGUUUGGAAUUGGAAAGAGAAGUGUAAUGAUCUUGUGGGUUUCUGUAGGUACCAAACCAAGAGAGACCAGCCAGAGCAUCUCCAAAAGGAAAUAGACAGACUGAGCUCUGAAUUGCAGGCUGAAAAGGAGCUCCAUAUGAGGGAGAUGCAGCUCUUGAAGGAGAAACUCUGCAAAUCAGAGCUGUUGGUGCAGCAACUGUACAAAGAGAUCAUGAGGCUGGAGAAGUCACAGCCUGGAAGACCUGCCCAAGGCCUCCGAGAGCCACAGGGAUCAAAGGCCAGUGUGAAGCAGGAUGAUAUGCCAGAAAUGGAGAGUUUCGAGCUUUGGUCAGAGACAGGAAACAACAAUGUAGCGGCAGAGCCUAGUAACAUGGCGCUGCGAAGGAUCCCCAAGCACAUGAGCUUCCUGGAUUCAUUCUUCAAGGACAGAGAUCCAACAACACUUGAGAUGGAAAAGGACAACGGAAGAACUGAGCUAUCAGUUCAAGCAGAAUUCAACCUCUACGGCACGUCCUCUGCAGAGUCAGAGGCCAGACGGAAAAUAAAUGAUUUUAGCAACAUGAGUUCAAGUCAAGAGCUGGCUAGUUUACCUGCGAAAAAGGAGAGGAAACUACACUCAGAAAGUUCUGGGUGGGAGGCGAUCUCUUCUCCAAAAUCAGAUCUUGGUUCUGCACCAAGUGGUUCUGAAGUUGUGGUAUUGGUCCCCAGUCUCCCAUCAUCCUGGGAGGACAUCCAGCCGAAACACUCUGGUUCCCUGGAUCUGAAGACGGACCAGUCCCAGGAUCUGUGCCAUCUCACUCAUGCCAGUUUUGGUGGGAUAGGGGUUUGCAAGACAUCUGUGAUGCCCUCAGAUCUGAGCAAAGGCGAAGAACAUGAAAGGACUCCUAGGGACACAGGAUUCCUAAAGAUCACCACUGUGAAUUGUAAGGGCAAAUUCGUUCGAAUCCUCAACACCUCAUUGGACCAAGACGUGGACCUGAGUGGCUUCAUCAUCCAGCAGUGGAUUGGAGGGUACCCAGUGUCCAUCUACCGCUUCCCCCCAGACACCAUGCUGCCCGCACUGCAUCAUGUCACGGUCUGGGCUGCAGGAGCUGCUUGCACCCAUAAAAAACCUGCAGACGUGACACUGAGGACCCAGCAGUAUUUCAGAACGGGCCCAGAAUGCACCACAGUCCUCAGCAAUACAAAGGGCCAGACUCUCUCCAGGUACACAGCCCCUCACAGAGUCACAGCGGCCGCAGAGGCCUACACGGAUAACAUGGACCUUUCGGUGGACAAGUUCCCACUCGCUGGAGAAGAGGAGGAAGCAGAAGAACCUCUGCCCCAGAAGGAUCAGCCCUGGGUCCCUGCAGCACCACGCAGAGGGAGCACAGGCAGGCCACCGGCUGCACUGCAGAAGGCAAAAGACAGGAAGCACUUUCCUGUUGGCUCUUCAAACAGCAACAGUCGGGGAGACCCUUCAAAGGGCGGCAAGAGGAAAAUCCAGCCUACACCCAGAGAGGCAGUUCACAAGACUGUCUCCUUCUCAGCCCAGAAUUUACCUGCCAUAUCAGGUGUGUUGUCUCCCCAGCUCUCCUCCUGGGAGCUGAGUGAGGAGAAACACUUCUCAUCCAGCGAAGAGGAGGAGGAAGAGGAGGAUUUUGCUCCUUAUGGAAGGCAGCCCCCAACUGCAGAGCCAAAACCCAGAGUCUUCAAGACAGCUCUGGAUACAACAAUUCCUACGGUGGCUCUGAUAGGACAGAAGAGUGCUCGAUCUAAAUAUGGCUUCAAGUACAUGGCUUACCUACCUACCACUACUGAUAUGCAGCUUAGGAGAUACUGCCCUGCUAGAUGAUGCACUGAUUAAUAGGUGACACAGGAAACUUGCACAGGUUCUUAAAUACAUGCCAUGCUGCUCCAGUGAAUGUGCUGCCACUUGGCUUAUUUCAGCAAGGGGAGAAGAGUCAGUAAGGGGGGGGUGGCUGUUUUGAGAGGAUGUGCUACCCACAAGGCUGUUAUUUAUCACUUGAGAACUCCACAAAGAGCAAAGUCAGGACACUGUAGGAAAGAUUAUUGUGGAGCGGCCUUUGGUGGCUCCAGUUCCCACUCUUCCAGUCAGGAGGCCCAUAGUGAAGGCUGAGAGUAAGAUCUGCUGAUGAUGUGUUCCUCAUCUGACGACAGCAGAAUUACCGGGGCAGGAGAGAAGGUCUGGAUAACUGAGAUGAAUGAUGACAAAGGUCAGAAAUGGAAGGGAUUGCUACCACUAAGCCCAUGAAGGCACUUCCCAAAUAUCUCUUACUCUACUCCUGUACAAUGGUCCUUGUUAACUUACCAGUCCAUAGACAAAAACAUUACUGAUCAUUUCUCCCUGUCCCCCACCACAGGAAUACAGUGGAGAGGCCCCUUGCACGAUAAAGGUACAGAACCAAGCCUGUGUUUUCCUAGAAAAAAUCCCAUAGCCAUUUGCAGAAGUGGCUUCUAAAUCUGUGCCCAGUUUGUGUGCAGAUCAGGCAGACAAACCCAGUUGCCUGAUUUGCAAGCCCAAACCCUAUUUAUGCAUGAGAAUGUAGGAUUCUGCGCAUACAAAGUCACAAGCAUGAAAUGAGAGAGUAGCUAGGGGCCAUUUGGAGCAGGUGGUCCUAAAUACCACUCACUUUUACAAUAGUUUUUAUAAGCAGGGUCUCAUUUUCACAAGUGUUGAGCAUCUGCAACUCCUACUGAUUUCACCCAGGAGUGUGGGUGCUCAGCACUUCUGAAAAUCAGGCCCUAACAUUCUUCUCCCUUCUAUCCUAUUGAGCCACACUGUCCAUUUAUUUUGUUCAUGGUCAGUGACACUGGCACAGAGUCAAUUUUAGAUGCCAGUUUAACUACACAAGCACUUUGUUGGGCAAUGACUGACUGGGAAUCCCUCCAACACUCAUAUGAUUUUGGGGAGCCGCUUGUCACUCAAUACUUAUUGUAUCUGAUCGAUGAUUCUUUCUUAUGCCCACUGAGAGAAUGUGAACUUGGCUUCUCCUCCAACUAUUUUGUAAGAGGAACGGGUAUCAGAGCAGUGGGACCAAGUUGAAGGAUUUGGGCUCUAUGGUACAUCCUAUUCCUUUUGUUUAUAUUAGCAGUGAGGUAAAGGCAACAAACUAUGCAAAGGAUAAUUGCAUAAUUUAAUGUAUUAUAAACUUUCCCAGAAAAUAUCUGUAACAUAUUAAUUUGAAGGUAGAAAAAAAAA